AUGUCCACCGUUAUUGCGACAGUUGCUAGGCCGAACGAUGCCUGGCUGAGGAUCAUCAUCGCUUCUCUUCUGAACUAUGUAUCUUUCAUCAACGCCACGAAGGCCCUCGAGCCGACCCUUGCACCUUUCCGAGACUCUCAAGGAGCGCUGGGUUCAACAUCGUCGCGAACUUGGAGCGCACGAAAAUGGCGGGUCAUCAAGAUCCAGGUGUUUGGCAUGGGUGUUGCUCUUGCUCUUGCCAUUUCCCAACUUGCCUCGUCGGAAACGGAACCAUACUUCUUGGUCUUGGAAUGCUUUUCUUGCCUUGCAACAAAGCUUGUUGCCAACGGGCUGUCCUUGCGCAGACCACGGGGAAAGUGGCAGUCCUUGUCGACGAAGACGACUGACGUUCUUACGGAGUUUCAGCCUUUCGAACAUCUUCCCAGCCCUUACAAGGCUCCAAUUUCUCUUUUUGUAGCCCUAUUGCUGGGGUUAUGGAAAUGGACAUUGUCAACACUACCGGUCGCGGAGAGUGCCAUACACGCCAUCAAAAGGGAUAUUCCAUCUAACACGGGCUCAGAGUGGGGGUCGUCAUUGACAAGUGCAGUGAUCGGUGCUGGUGUCACGCUGGCGUGUCACGUCCACAGGACAUUGCUGGACCAUUAUCAACGGACUACAAACGCUGCUGUCAUUGAGCAGCAAAGAGUAGAGUCGGAGAAGUUGACGGCUACUCUCAUUCAGCUGGCCGUACUUGCCGAAAAGUUCCUUGGUUCGGGUACGCUGGCAGUCGAAGCACACCGUUUAACAGCGGCAUUGAACCAACAGCUUACCACAAACACACAGCAACUGUCUACCACUAGCACGCUGCAUCAUUGCAAGACAAACGGCCAAUCUUGGGUUGCAUCUGGAAAUACCGGUUCGGCAUUGGAAUCCAGAGUAGACUGUAUUGAGAUGGAUAACCUUCCUGCCCAACCCUCUCGCACAGUCUAG
Alternaria burnsii is the source of this 969-nucleotide messenger RNA. RefSeq lists its product as uncharacterized. Lineage: Eukaryota; Fungi; Ascomycota; Dothideomycetes; Pleosporales; Pleosporaceae. Bases 1 to 969 code for a protein of 322 amino acids. The record is from RefSeq and is a predicted model, not a curated record. The transcript is spliced from 2 exons.